AUGAUACAUCAAACUCCCUCCUUUACUGCCCUCUGUCGCACUCAAGAGACCUCCCUCCCCGAAGGUAGCAAGCAGUCCAUUCAUGCGCACAUCAUCUCUGCUCUCACUUCACUCACUUGCCCUUGCUUGUUUCCUCACUCCCCUCCCCUCUCCUCAAUUCCCGCCCCCUCCUCCCUUCUCUUUGUCCUGAUCUUCCCUUUCUCGUCCCAGCAGGUCGCUCACACGGGAGUGGCUGUGACGGGGGACAUGGACAGGUCGCUCACACGGGAGCAGCAGUGGCGGGGGGCAUGGAGUGCACCAGCAGCAGCUGCUCUCCACCCAACCCACCCGCAGCUAAUUCUCUCCUUGCUGGUUGAGGGGAGGGGUGUGGGGGUCAACACCGCCACUUCCCUGCGCUCCUCCCCUGUGGCCAUGCAGGUGGAAGUGGUGGGAGAGGAGGGGGAGCAGACGAGGGGAGGCGAGGGGCAGGCGAGGGGGAGGCGAGCGGGAGGCGAGGGGGGCAGCAGGGCAGCAGCCCGGCCUCAUCAAAGGUUGAGGUUGCAAGUUGGUAGUGGCUCUUGUGGGGUUGUGGGCGGCGUCACGUGCACUGUCGUUUCUGCAUUCGCACUGCUGUCACGUGCUCUUCUCACUUGCAAGGGCCGCUCCCUCCUGCCGGUCAUGUACUCGCUCUCUCUCUCCCUUCUCUGCCUUGCAGGUCCUUCCCUUCAAGCCUUUCGCCCACUCGGCAUUAACGCACCCCCUCCGCCUACACCACCACGCCUCCUUGAACCUUGCCUCUCAUUCUGCUUCAUGUAUUUCUUUUCCAUUCCGUCUGCUCUCAAAUCUCACCACUCGUUGGGGCGCAACUCGCAAGCCACAGACCUCCCACUUGCUAUUCCAGGUAAACCCCUCAGGUUCAGUGGCCUCUCCCCCUCUCAUUUGCCUUGCAUGCUCUGCUCUUGCACUUGCACCCUUCGUCCCCUCGCUACCUACUCACCAGCUCUGCGUGUGUGCCUUGCAGGUGGGGGGGAGGGGUGUGGGGUCAGCACCGCCAUUCCCUCACGCCUCUCCCCGGCGGCCGUGCAGAGAGGGACGCACACGGGAAGGCUGGGAGGAGGGCUGCCGGGGAAGGAGUCACCUGCUGCUGCUGCAGCUGCCCUGUGCAAGUGUGCAGGUACCCCCUCAGGUGCAAGUGUGCAGGUACCCCCUCAGGUGCAGCCCUUGGGUCUGCAGUUUGUGACUUGGCCUCCACCAGUGGCCCCUCCCCUCUCCCGCCUUGCAAAUGCCGUUCCCUCUCUUGCACUUUCACCAUUCAUCCCCUCGCUGCCCACUGACCAGCUCUGCGUGUGUGCCUUGCAGGUGGAGGGGAGGGGCGGGGGUCAACACGGACGCUUCCCCACGCCCCUCCCCGGUGGCCGUGCAGGUAGCCGUGGGGAUGGGAGGGAGGCAGCACUGCCAAUCGCUGCACCAAGGGAGAGCAUCGGGGUGGGCUUGGCCUCUCAAGGUCACUUGGCAUUCAACAGGAGGCAUGCACUGGAGGAGAAUGGGAGGGGAGCAAGGAUGACGCAACAGCUCUCUCAAAGGCUCUUCCUUUUCCAGUGGAGGGGAGGGGCGGGGGUCAACACCGACGCUUCCCCACGCUCCUCCCCUAUGGCCGUGCAGGUACCCGUGGGGAUGGGAGGGAGGCAGCACGGCCAGUCGCUGCCACAAGGGAGAGUAUCGGGCCUGAAGGAGGGAGGGAGCACUGGAGCAUGGCGAAACAGAGGCAUUCCUUCUCUUAACUCCCCCCCCCUUCUCUCCCUCCUCCUCCCACUUACCAGCAGCCUUGGCAUCAUGGCGUUCUAA
Molecule: messenger RNA, 1824 nt
Organism: Closterium sp. NIES-65
Lineage: Eukaryota; Viridiplantae; Streptophyta; Zygnematophyceae; Desmidiales; Closteriaceae
Source: the annotation of a GenBank genome assembly